UGCCAGCCCGUGGCUGUAGGGGACUGGGACAGACCAAGAAGUGCUUUAGCCGGUAGUGCUGAAGUGCUCAUGAGGUGACUCUGGUAAUUCGGGGCAGGACAUGCGGUGCCCCUUCUCUGGGUAUGGCGAACGUCAGGGUGGCGCUGCGGGUACGACCUCUCAGCAAAAGAGAGAAUGCAGAAGGAGCAAGAAUCAUCCUGAAUGUCGAGGAAACGGUGACAAGAAUCAGAAAUGUGAAGCUGGAUCAUAAACCAGAUGGCUGUGGUGACACCAGAGAGCGUUUUCUGGAGUUUGGCUUUGAUUACUGCUAUUGGUCGGUUGACCCAAAUGAUCCAAAAUACGCCUCUCAAGAAGUGGUUUUCCAAGACCUCGGUACCUCUGUUCUUUCAGAAGCUAUUAAAGGGUACAAUGUCUGUCUCUUCGCAUAUGGACAAACGGGUUCAGGAAAGACGUACACCAUGAUGGGCACUCCAACCUCUAUAGGAUUAACACCUCGUAUAUGUGAGGGUCUGUUCUCUUGUGAUGAUGGCUUUCCAGGAAGUCCGUCUUCAUGCAGGAUUGAAGUCAGUUUUCUGGAAAUCUAUAAUGAGCGUGUUCGAGACUUGCUGAACCAGUCGGACCAUAAAAAACCUUACACUCUGCGAGUGCGGGAACAUCCAGAGAAGGGACCAUAUGUGCAAGGCUUAUCUCAGCAUGUAGUCUCAGACUAUGAGCAUGUUGUAGCUCUGCUGGAGGAAGGGAUACAAAACAGAAUUACAGCAGCCACUCACAUUCAUGAUGCCAGCAGCCGCUCUCAUGCCAUUUUUACCAUCCAGUACACACAGGCCAUGCUGGAAGAUAAUCUGCCAUCAGAAAUUACAAGUAAAAUAAACUUAGUAGACUUGGCCGGCAGUGAAAGAGCUUCUCCAAAUUACUGCAAAGAUCGUUUAACUGAAGGCUCCAACAUCAACAGGUCCUUGGUUACACUUGGUAUUGUCAUCUCUACGUUAGCCCAAAAUUCACAGAUGACAAGUAGCUGUCAAAGUAUCAAUAGCAUAGCCAGUGAUGGAGACAGCGGCAUCCCUAGCAGCCCCAUGGGGGGGAGCAUGAAUGGUUCAAAACGAUUGCCUUAUAUUCCAUAUAGAGAUUCUAUAUUGACCUGGCUACUGAAGGACAGUUUGGGCGGCAACUCGAAGACCAUAAUGAUUGCAACAGUGUCGCCGGCGAGUGGCAGCUACAAUGAGACCAUGAGCACCUUGCGAUAUGCUUCAAAUGCAAAAAAUAUUAUUAACAAGCCAAGAGUAAAUGAGGAUGCAAAUGUAAAACUGAUUCGAGAUCUCAGAGAGGAAAUUAACAGGCUAAAAAAUAUGCUAAGGAACUUUGAAAUGAGAACAAUCAGUCCUUCAUUCAGUGAUGAAAAAGAAGGGAAUCUCACAGAAAUAGUUCUUCAAAAUGAAAUGAAGAUCGAGCAGCUCACCAAAGACUGGACAGACAAGUGGACCGACAAAGCAGCUAUUAUGGAGCAAUACAAUGUGGAUAUAAACAAAGGCAAAGCAGGACUGACCAUAGACCCCUCUUUGCCUCAUUUAAUAGCAAUGGAUGAUGAUAUCCUAAGUACGGCAGUAGUCAUUUAUCAUCUCAGGGAAGGAAUUACGAACAUUGGAAGGAGUGAAUCAGAACAAGACCAAGAUAUCGUUUUGCAGGGAGAGUUUAUCGAGAAUCGGCACUGUGUGAUCAGUAACCACAGUGGCACUGUAGAACUCCGGCCGUUCCCAGGAGUACACUGCACAGUGAAUGGACAAGAUGUAACAGAAGCCUGUCGUCUUUCACAAGGGGCAGUAAUUGUUUUAGGGAAGACCCAUCGAUUUAGAUUUAAUCAUCCUGCUGAAGCUGCUAUACUCAGGCAAAAGAGAUCAGACAGUCAGGCUUCCAUUUUAAGCAGUGGAUCUCUAGAAUGGUUAGAUUUAUCUGGCGAUUUUUCAGCUUCUGAUAGAAACUCCUUCUUUGUAAAUAAAAGAAACACAGACCCAGUGAAUGAGGAAAAUCAGCAGAAACUGAGAGAUCUGGAUGUCUUUUACCAACGUCGAGUUGAUGAGCAACAGCAAUAUGUGGAAGAGUUGAAGCAGCAGAUUAAGACAUCCCAAGUCAAAGGGGAAAAUGAAUUGGAACACGAGCAGGCAUUAAUUAAUCAGCUUAUUAAAGAGAACCAGCAGUGGCUUGUAAAGGAAAUACAGCAUCUGACAGCUGUUCAUUAUCCACGAAGAGAGUCGGCUGCCCAGACGGAAAACAAGACUUACGCAGAGGCCGAGGUUCAGAAUUCUGACCAGACAGACACCAAUCCAACCCCAGUUGAGAAAGACAGGAAGAGGCUGGUGCAGCUGGAGUUGUUGCGCAAUUGCUCCUUAAGAAGAGCCGAGAGGAAUAUUAAAAGGAAAAAAGUUAAGUUUCAGAUAGAGAGAAUAGUCAAGAAGCAGAAGCUGUUAGAGGCCAAAAAAAAUCUCCAAGAGCUCCAGGCGGUAUGUUGGAUCAGUGAGGACAGAUUAAAGCAGACUUCUGUACUGAAUUCAAACACAGCGCUUAAAAGAAGCAGAUCCUCUCCACCUGGCUGUGCUUACACCAGGAGAAGCUCCUCACCUUGGUUUUUACAGUCGUUUCCUACCUACAGUGCAUUCAAGAAAAGAAAAGGGGUAUCUGAGCAACCUUAUAAGCCAAGGAGAUCUGUGUCUGUAGAAUGCAUUCCAAAGACUUCAUAUAGUAGCUCAAGAAUAUCACAUUCCAAUAAAGAAAAUAAUAAUGUAUCUACAAUUCUCCACAAAAUCAAGAAGUAUACAUCUGAGUCUGUCCUGGAAACAAAUAAAACAGACACAUGCUUUGGUGCUACUCUUUUGAUAAACUAUCCACAAAUCAAGACGAUCGGGCAAAACAUGGAUAAAGCUGGAAGUAAAUCUAAAGGGUUUUCCUUUACCAAUUCUACUGACCCUCCUAAGAAAAACAUUGCUAAAGUAUCUGUAAAUGGAGCACACAGGGACACCAAACCUAAAACUUCAAAAAGUUCUUCUCUGCAAACUAGCAGUUUUAAAAAGAGCAGUAUACAGGGGACACACAAGGGUCACCAAAAGAAUGAAGGAACCAAGGGCCUCGCAGAAAGACCUACCAAAAACAUGCAAAGAUUAAACACUCAUGGCAAACCACCUUUAGGGCAAUCAUCCACUGCUAUAAAAAGUGUUAAACCAGUUUCCCAUUUAACCAACGUUCAAAAGAAACCCACAGAGGUGCAUGCUAAGAUAUCAUCUUCUGUUGAAAACAUUAAUAGAUUAAGCUGUGAUAACAGGCAUGUAAUUGAUAGGAGGUGGCAAAGCACAGAGCGACUAAGUAGGGGAUUUAUAAAACCAAAUACAGAGAUAUUAGAACAUUGUACUGAGGAUAAUGAGACUGGGUCGUCCGACAGUGAAAGCUUCUACUCCAUGGAUUCCCUCUCUUCUGCAUAUGCAUGUGUUCUAAAUGAACAGUUGAAAAUGGAAGAAAUAGAGAGAAAUAAAAAUGUCACUGAUAACAAAGGUUCAGACAGUGAGGACAGCCAGAUAUCUCAGGAUUCCUUGAUGGAACGAGAACAUCGAAAAGAAAAACACAAUAAAAAAAGAUUAAAUAAAUACAAGACAAUUGUGACCUCACAUAGUUUUUCUAAUGAACAGAAUGCUUCACCUUUGGUUAAGUCUGGUUCCAUCAGCAGUGGGCUUGCAAAAAGUUUUUCGUUGGAUAGUUUGGCUGAUGCUGAAGAUGUUCCUGAGGCUGAUUCAUCUGAAGAGGUUCCGGCUGAGAUCUUCUGGAAAUUGCAGAGUCCAAGAUUUUGUAUGCCUGAAAUGGAUGAUGAACAUAUGAACGACAGAACACUAGCAGCUAACAAUUCUGCUGCUGGAAUAAAUAGUUCUUUUUUCCUAAAUCUAAAUCUGGAAUUGUUCCCCAACUAUGACAAGAAAAUGGAAAGAGAAGAGAUACAUUCAAGGCCACAUGAAAAUGAUUUACAACAUGAACCAAAAAAUGUUACCUCUUAUGUAGAAGCUAGUACCCCCUUUUCACUUGAUUUAGGAGAACAGAAGAGUGAAACAGCUCGGGCUAUUGAUGCUGAGCAAUUUCACAGACAAGUAAAACAGCAAGACAGUAAUGAAGUCAUUGAAAAUAAUGGUUCUGGUAGUAAUAUUGUGUCACUACAAAAUGAAAACCAUGCAUCAUUGGAAACUAUAUCAAAAAAUGAAAAUGAUUCUGAUAACAAUGGGUCACCGAUCAAGAUGACAGAAAACAAUCAGCCGUCCAUAAAUACUGAAAUAAAAUGUCAUAUAUAUUCUGAUUCUGAAUUUAAUAACGAACAAAAAGAGCCCCAGCUAUAUUUCACAGAAAAUGUCGAUAUCACUUUAAAUUUAGAUAAUUGCAAUUAUACAUCUUGUAGCUCAGGGACAGUAACAGAAGUUGGGUCCACUCCAAAAUGUAAUACAAUCUUUGGUAAAGUUGAAUCUCCUUGUAUCAAGGAAAGCCGUGAUAGGCAGAUAGACACAGACGGAAUGCAGUGCAAUAUGUGUGAACCUGAACUUCUUACUUCUUCUGACGUCAACUCUUUGAAAUUAAAUGCUUCUUUCAGUGAAAAAUUUGAAAACCAAAACACGGUACAAAAUCUAGAAUAUCAGACUCCAAUUACUGUUACUUGUUUAAGUCAAUGUGAAGCCAAGGAGACAUUUUCUUUUUCUGUAAAUCCAAAUAAACAAGAAACAUGCCAGUAUAGACCUGAUGUCACAAAAAGCACUGAUCAAAAUGAAAACAAUAUAACUGUAGAAAAGCACGGGUAUACUUUUGAGGACAAUAAAUAUGCAGAAACAUGCCAAACUUCUAGAAGUUCAACAUCUGCACUAUCCACUGUUUCAGAAUUUAAAAGACUAGAGUGCCUAAAUAAUACAGUGAGCAUGCUUGGAACACAUGUUCAGCUUCAUAGUGAUGCAGGAAACAAAGACAAUAACAAACCAAACAAUAUGUUGGCUUUAUGUGACCUUACAAAAUCCAGACCAGCAAUGCAACCUGAAACACCUCAUUUACAGAUAGACAUUAAUGCCAAGGAAGAAUGCAAUUCUACAAAUUGUAAAGAAACUUGCAGAACUGAAAUACAUUCUGAAUCCAUAACCAACAAUGAAAUGGACAAUAUAUCUGAUGCCAUUCCUGGAUGCACUACAGGUUCAGGAGAGAUUAAUAUCAAAGUAUCAUCAGAAGAAGAGAAAAAAAAUACUUUAGAAAAUGACGAGACUAAUAUAAUCACUUUACAAACUAAUAGUAAUGCUAAUCUUAAAAGAAUAGAAAACAAUAUAAAAGUAUCUCCAUUAUUCAUAUAUGAUAGUAAUGACAUCAGCAAAUCAGAAUGCUCAGAAAUUAAUGUAAGUACAUUAGAACAAAGUGUUGAGGCCACAGAAAUCAAUUUGACACCAGUCAAAGCUUCUCAACUUCUUGGCAAUCAAGUAAGUGAAACUACAGCUGUGGAUACCUGUUCUUAUCCAAUAUCAGGUUUAAUAAAGAACUUAAAUGAUGUGGACGGAAGAAAGAUGGAAAUUAAUUCUUUAUUUACAAUUUCAAACACAACUGUUCCUAAUUUUGUGAAACAUUUGAAUGUUAAAGAAAUUAACAACGAAUCCCCUAGCAUUUCAGAAACCAAUGUAAUAUGUAUUCUUGAUGAAAAUUCAAACUUGUCAAAUUGUUCUAACAUUUUCAGAGAUAGGUUUAACUUGAACAACAACACAACCGAGAAAGGGAAUAAUUUUUGGAAUUCGAAUGAUGCUAAAAAACAAAAAUCUGCUGCUUAUCUGGGUCCAUUAUCUCCAAAGAACGUAGUAAGCAUUAAGGCCCAGCCACAAUGUAAUGUACGUUCUGAUGCUACAAAAGAAUUUAAUAACUUUCCUCAUGAAACAAAUAUUGUGUAUAUGCUGGAAACCCCCCCAUUAGAUAGCUGUUGUGAACAAUAUAGUGGAAGGGCAUGCAGGACAUGUGAAGAUGAUUUGUAUAGACUUGAUGCACUCUCUAAGGAGAGAAAAGCUGUGAUAUCAUGUGAAAAUAUUCAUAUAUUUCCAACAUCCUUUGAGCAAACAGUAUCAACAACCAGUGAUCAAGCAGGAAAAGCUUAUCUAUCCAAAAGCUGCAGUCUAACAGGAAAAGGUAUUAACCCUCAAAAUUUUGUUGGAACAUACAGAGAAAAUAAAUACAAUAUUUCUGAUGUCAGCACUGAUUGCCAUCCUGUUCCAGGUGAAAUAUCUGUUCUCUGUUAUGAUAAUAAGAAUGUACAGCUUUCUCAAGAAACACAUUACACAGUUGUUGGGUUGAAAGAAAAGUCAUCAAUGGAUACUUUGAAAGACUUUGAAGUAGAAGGGAACUCGAUUGCGACAGAGGAGUAUAACGAACCAAAGGGAAGUGAGCCUGAGGUUCAUUUAAAAAAAGCUGUUGAUUUAAAGCAUAUUCAUUGGGGAUUUGAUGAUAGAACAAAAAUUGUUGAUGGACUUAGGGGAUCCACCUUAGAAACACAAACAUAUGUAAGUGAAAAUGUCUGUCCAGAUUCUGGUGAGUUGCGUGUACAAGUUUCAAAUAUUGCUAUUUCUAAAACAGAUGACACCUUACACAUUCAGGAAAAUGCUUUGCUUAAUAAUUUAUUGCAAAAUAAAAUCAGCCAACCUACAAAUAAUAACAGUCUAGAGAGAUGUAGUAGCAAUCAAAGCAAUUCAGAAGCUGAACAAGAUCUCUGCAGCAUUCAAGUCUGUGAUUCAUUCAAUCGUCAACUUAAUAAUUGUAAAGUUUACACUUCAGUAGAUUGCAGCAAACACAAGGACAGUCCAGAUCCAUUCUACAUUGGUGUAAAUGCUAGAUCAAGUUCUUUACAAGAAAAUUCUGAAUUUAUAAACAAUCACAGAACAGAUACAAAGUGCAGCACAGGUUUGGUUCUCCCAUACUAUGAAACCAUAUUCCAGAAUGAAAUGCUUACUGAAUUAGUUUUGAAUAAAGAGAAAAAUCUCCCGUCUCAGAGAACUAGAGAAAAUGACUUUUUAAAAAACAUUAUUUCUACUAAAGGAAUGCGUGAUGACUGCUCUGGAACAAAUGCAAUUAAUGACUUGCAAGCAUCUUUUCUCAAACCAGUCCAGGAAAACAAUACAUUUCAAGAUAGUUCAAAAGAGACCAUUAUAAAGCCUGAAUCUUCUGAACUUGCAGAACAUAAUUCUAUACGUAGAUCUGGAAAGCCAGUGUGUGAAAAUUUAGAGUUUGUGAUGUGUCCAGAACUGUUUAAUGAAAAUUCUUCUUCAGUAGUUCCAUCUGCAUCAUCUUUACAUUCUGAAUAUUAUUCUGAAAAGUAUGGACCGGAUAUCAGCUGUAACUUAACAUAUUCAAAGGGCAAAUCUGUUGGUAAAACUAAGUUAUCUGCUUUUACGUGUGAACAAUUUGACUAUGUCUAUAGUGAAGGCUGUCAAGAGGAAACUAAGAACAAUGAUGAAAACCAAGAUGGAAAUCUAUCUAUAUCACUUACUAAUGAAAGAGAGAGAAUUUCUCUGAAACAUACUGAACACCUAUUGGAAGAUACUGUAAAUGAACAAGCACAUCAGUUGUUUCGAGAGACAAAUGCAUUAGAAAACCCUGAAUUUAGCCGCCAUGAAUAUUCAUUGCAAAACCCCGGAUCAGCACCACACAUAUCAGAGGCAGAUUAUUCAUGUUUUACUUCUCUAAAUGAUAACAACUUGAAAAUAUCUAAAAGAACUGAGUUCAAUAUGCUUUCUAGCAGUUGUCAAACUGAUUGUAAUAACCAACUUGCCAAAGAAAAUCAACAGGACAUAAUUAAUAAACAAGUAGUAAAUAAUUUAGAUCAAUCUUACAAACCGUCAGUCAGUGCUUCUCUUUUAGCAACCCGCCUAGGGUACAGUUCAUCUUGCUGCAACCAGAUAGUUAGUCAGAUUCAAGAUACUCAGUCCGGGGAUACUGAAAUGUUAAAUGGCCAGACAGUUUGCAUAGAAAAUCCAUUAAGAUUACAGGAACUGAAAUCUAAGGAUACAUCUUCUUACAGCUGUUUGUUAAAUGACCCUGAUUUAAAAUGCAGAAAACUGGAUCUUUUAAAUAAUAUGAGGAGAGAAGAUUGUAAGCAAAACGUAUGCACUUUUAAAGAAAACACAAAUACAUCCAACUGUUCACCUUGGAGUGAUGGCCUGCAUGUUGCAAGCAUAACUGGGAAAGAGCAACAAACCAAGACUAGAUAUGAAGUUUCUCCUUAUUUGGAUAACUCAAGAGAUAGUCAAGAAAAAACUACCAUCUUAUUUGACACAAUAGACAGUUACCAGAUGGCCCUUUUAAAAGGGGAUAUUCCAAAUAUAAAAAUGACUGAUGCUCUCUUUUGUAGUAGCAAUAAAUAUCAAUUCACAGAUGAACAAAAUAAAUGCAUGUUAGCUGCUAAGGAGAAUCAAAGUUUGGAUAAAUUGUUGAUUUCACAGUCUUCUGAAGCUAUUCUUAAUCCACAGGCUGAGUCUCAACCACCUAUCCAUGACAGUGAUUUUAAAAUAGAAAGAGGAAGUAUAUCUAAUCAAGAAAAUGUAGCAUUGACUGAAUCAGAAGUCAUCCAUAAUACUUGCACUACACAUACAACUACAAAUAAUAAAGCAUCAAGUUGCCAAUCAAGUAUUGGUGCUAACAAAUUGACAGAGCCUAGUUCUGAAUGUCUGUCAAGAACUUCUAAUACCAAUCUUUGCUAUGACUCAAAAGUUGAUGUUAAAGCAUAUUUAAAAAACAGAGAACAAUUGCAUUCCAUACACAACUUAAAUCAAGAAUUGUCAAAUCCAGUUGGUAAAGCAAGUGAAAAUAUUGGGGAGAAUAAGGAAGAGAUGCAUUUCUCUUCAAGCGACAUCAAUCCAUUUGUUCGAUCUUGGAAGCCAGAGGAAUGUUCGAGAGUUGGGUGGAGACAAUAUGCAUUUAACAGUGCAAGUGAUGUCUCUUGUAGAUUUCCAUUACAUCUGGAAGCUAAUAAAUUAAUGAGAUGUUCCAGUGUUGAUGAAGGUUUGAAUUCUCAUAAUUCUCCUUUUCAUUCUCACCUUAGGACAUAUGCAGAUGCUAGGGUAAUGGAGAGCACUUCGGAUAGUAUUGAAGGCUUACAGAUAGGCAGUGCACAAAAUUUCCAACUUGAACAUUGUGAAAACAGUCCAGAGUAUUAUUAUCCACUCUCCAGUGAAUCUAUUUCCUUUUAUACAAAAGAUGAAGGAUUGCCAUUUGACAGUACUUAUGACUUAGACCCAAAAUCUGAAAACUGCUCGAUGCAGGUGGAUGAAAUAAUGCUCUUGUACGCUUCAGAGUCUGAAACUUGUGAAGAAAAUAAUAUGAAGGUGUCUUUGGAACAGGGGACACAAACUGAAGUAAAACAGAGAAGAAUAAAUAGACAUCAACGAAGCCAGACAGAUGUAUCAUCAGUAAUGCAAAUAAAGAGUAGGAACCUGUAUCAUAGACCAGCAUCAUGGUCAAGUGUAAAAGAUAUGUCACUGCAUUUAUCUCAGCUCUUACAUGAGACGUCUGAACUCCUGGGCAGUCUUUCUCACCAUCAUGGUGUGGACUUCUGCCAAGGUGCUCUGAAAGAAAUAGGAGGAGAUACAGAAGCAUCAAGAAGAAGAGUCAAAGACUCAUCCACCCAGACUACUAUAGAUAUUGGUAUUCAAACAGAUUUGCAAACACAGAAUAGGGAUAUGCAGAAUCAGGCCAAAGAACAAAAACAAUUUUUAAGUAGUCCAGAGAUUAACGUUAUUCUUAAGGUAAUAGGAACAGAACCAUUGACGCCUCAGGCGUACCAUGCCUUAACAAUGCAAGCAGAUGGGCAGGAAGCAAUAAAAACAGUGACUCAAAGCUUACCAAAUCUACCAGAUUUUGUUAAUUCUAGCAAAUUAGACAGACCUUUAUGUCAAUCAACUGUAAGAGCUUCAACGCCAAAACUAGAUAGUGUCGAAGAAGUGUUUACUUAUGAGGCCUUUUCUCCUAUCAUAAUAAAAGAUUCUCCUGUUUCGCCCAUAUUAAAUAAAGAUAUUAAGGAAGUCUCUGACACUUUUGCAAAUAUGCCUCUAUCUAGCAAUAGCUGUAACUCAAUCUACUACAGUGAGCAACAGCGAUUAAUUGGGGAAAGGACUCAAACAUUAACAUCCCAUGGAAGCACCAUAAUGGUUGAUCGAGCAUCAUCACCAAUUUUAACACUGAAAGCAAGUAAAAAGUUACCUAAUAAAAUUAUUGCAGAAAAACCUUUGAACCGGCAAAAAAUCUUGAAAUUUCUUCAACAUCGAAAAAAGAAAGGAUCUAACAUUUGUGAACCUCAUAUGGAUAGUUCUUCGCAAACAGAAACUGAUACUGAAUGUUCCAGCACUCAAAGUAUCUCCAAAAAAAAUCAGAAAUCAGAAAGCUUAAAUAACAGUAAAGUUAAGGAGCCCAUUAGUGAGUUGUUUUCAGAAAAAAUAUUACAAAGGUUUAGAAGUGAAAAUUGCAUUCUGAAAGAAAAAGUUGGCAUUGGUCUAAGUCGUUCUAGUAGCACAUCAGAAAUUUCAGGGUUUGGAAGACCAUCAAUUGAAUACAGCAACUUAGGAAUCAAACAAUACAAUAAAUAUGAUCCAACCUCUGCAGCAACUUUAGAUGCACAUCACAGCAAGGUGUUACACCCAUGGGAAAGACCACAUUCUUUAGAAAACCUCUCUCAAAUUUCAGAUGGACAGAUUUUUCAAAACAGAAUUAGUCGACCCUUGUCAUCAACAUCAAGUAAAAGAUGUAAGGAUGAGCUUGAUUUCAGCAAUGUAACCAUAAAAUCAAACAAAUCAUUUUUUAAAAAUAAAAAUGGUACAUUCUCGGUAUCUGAAACGAGUGGACAUGGCUUAAAUUGCCAAGAUGAAGAUGGAGCAUCAGUUGCAGAAAGUGAUUGUAAUACAGAGGUCCUUCUGAACCAAUAUCAUUCAAGCCAAGAGAGCCAAAGAUCACAUAAUUACACCUUGCAAGACCUACCUCUGCACAAUAAAUUCAGCAAUUGGUCUGGAGUUCAAGGUAGCUUGCCUAGAACGGGUGGUCUAUUAGGAAGCGCUGCUGAUCUGCACCUGAGAGAAAGCCCCACUAAGACAGAAUCAUCUCAAGCUUGUGACAGUAAAGCUAGAGAAAUUGAAAGGCUGCAGAAGGAACGAGCAGAAAUCAUGUCUGGAAUACACCUAGAAAUCUCUAAUCAGCCUCUUACAGUGCAACUUGCAGAAGCAAAGCUUAACUAUGGCAUUGGUGAAACGGAUGCCUUACUGAGGGUCAUUCAGAGUGGGAAAAUGGAAGAAGGAACUUUCAUUAAGAAGCAACUGUAUGAAAGGCAUAUGAAAGUUAUUGAAAGUCUGCGUAAGGAGAGAGAGGAGAGGCUGCAGAGUUUCAGGCGUAGCCGUAGUCUCAGCCCCAUGAAACAACUAAGUUCCUCACAGGCGUCACUGACAUCGCUACGAGAGUCAGACUUGCCCAGCCGUCGAAGAGAAUACUUACAGCAGCUAAGAAAGAAUGUUGUGGAUAAUACCAGGAUCCAAGAACCAAAGAGAAGAGCGUCUCAGUGUCCCUCUGAGAUUGAACUGAUGUUGAAAGACUAUCAAAAAGCUCGUGAGGAGGCAAAGACAGAAAUUGCCAGAGCAAGAGACAAGCUUAGAGAGAGAGCAGAACUGGAGAAGAAGAGACUUCAACAGAGUAGUCAGCCAAAGGUGGAAGAAAUAAAACUGAAGACACUUCUGAGCACGAGCACUUUAUGCACCAGCUCUCUUCUUAGCUUGUCCUCAGGUCCAACAUCCGGCUAUAACAGCAGCAUCGCAGCCACGUAUGACACAAGCAGUAAACUGCACCCUCAGGAAACAAAGAUUUCCCCAAGAAAUGUGGAAGCUGGAAGUACAAGAGGUCGUUCUGCAAUCAGGAAGAGCCUUCUUGUGCCCUCCCAACAGUCUGAUUUAAAGACUCACAAGAAGGCAAUGGAAGCAAUGCAUAUUCCCAGCACAACAGAUUCCUGUUAUGGGACCUACAACUCAUUACAUCUAUCCAGCCUUGUCUCCUAUCAGGAGUUUGCUCGGCAGGUCCAGGCUAGUGCCACAGCAGAGGUUAUGGCAGCUUGCUCCACCAACCUGAUGACUCUGUUUAACUCCCAAGCAGCUUCCGGAUGGAUACAUCAGUGUAUAGAGAAGGGAGUGUCAGUUUAUUACAAGUCAUUUCCAUCUGCCACAAAGCAUGGCUUUCUUGGGGUGGGUGUUAUCAAGAGACCCUUAGAAGAUGUCUGGUGCAUGGUGAAGGACGUUAACACCAGGCGGCUGUAUGACCAGUCUAUCCUCACAGCUCAGGUGCAUCAAAGAGUAGGAAGUGGUAUCCAGCUUGUGCAUAUAAUGAGCGAUAUGUCUCUGUGCUACUUAAAGCAACCCAGAGAUUUCUGCUGCAUUACUGUGGAGUCUAAAGAGGACAAACGGUACAGCUUGUGCUUUCAGUCCCUGUAUAAUGAAUCCAUGCCUCGGCCAACUAAUGAUAUAGUACGAGGAGAGAUUCUUCCCAGUGCCUGGGUGCUACAGCCUGAUACUAUUAAUGGAGAGGAAAUCACAAGAGUUAUUUACAUGCUUCAGGUUGACCUUGGAGCUCCUUCUAUUCCUUUGAGGCUGCUCAGUGUGGUUACCAAGCGCCAACCUCUUGUUAUCGCAAGUCUUGCAAGUUUUCUUUCCAAAUGAGCAACCUUUCGCCUUCCGUUAACCAUGAGGAAGAAAAACCAACUUCUUCCAAACACAGGCAUCUUACCUUAAUGGUGAACAAGCUCAUCGGAUCUUCUCUGGAAAUAUAGUAAAAACAUGUUAGGUUUACUUUAUCAUGUCUUUAGGCAAGGCUACAAACCCAUAUUAACAAACAUCUGAAACUCAAAAACAAAUUUUAUUUGGACAGCACUUCUGUCUUAUAGAAGAUCUAGAAGUCUUCAUUGCUUUUCAGUUUGUAUGACAAUCAAUUGAUCCUUAAAAAAUAAUGGGUUUAUUCUGUGCACUUAUUCAAAUGUAUAUUCCGUAUGCUUCUUGAAUACAAGGCUAUUUUUUCCCAUGAAAACCUGCGGAUCACAUGCAAAUAUGGUUUAUAAAACAAUCUCUUUGGAGCUCCUUAUAUUCAGGCUAAACAUUUUUGUGAUGCUACUUGCACAAAUUCUAUACAGGAUUAAUGCACGUAGAAAAUUGAGUGCUAUAUACCUUUAGUUCAGGACCAGAGCACAGGUCUACAGUUAUUAUAUUUACUUUGAAAAUACAUUUUUUAAAUCUCUGUGCAUUUUCCUCUCACAUUCUAAACUUUCAGAUUAAUAUUAACCCUUUAAUGACCAGCAACAUACCCUGUACGUCGCUGGUCUUUGAAUUGGAAUUGUGAAUGAUAGGUCGCUCUAUUCAAUGACAGUCGCUACUAUGACCUGUAAAACCCUUAACGACCAGCGACGUACAGGGUAUGUCGCGACCGUUAAGGGGUUAAUACAUACACUUGGAGAUCUAUAAACUUCAUUAAAAGGGAGAUAAAACCCAAUUUUACUCUUUCAUGAUCCACAUAGAGCACACAAUUUUAAAAAACUGGCCAAAUUACAUUUACUUUAUUCACUGGCUAUCCUUUGUUAAAGGUGCAACAAUGACUUGGAAUAUAGCUGAACACAUCUGGAGAGCCAAUGACAAGAAACAUGUGAUGCCACCAAGCAGCAGCUAGCUCCCAGUAGUGCAUUACUGCUCCGGAGCCUACCUAGGGAUAUUGAAAUGAAGGAGAGUGUAGACUUAUACACUGUUAGCCUCUGUAGUAAAGUAUCUGUUACUAUGUUUUUACAGAAAUUCCUUAAAGGGACACUGAACCCAAUUUUUUUUCUUUCCUGAUUCAGAUAGAGCAUGAAAUUUUAAGCAACUUUCUAAUUUACUCCUAUUAUCAAAUUUUCUUAAUUCUCUUGGUAUCUUUAUUUGAAAUGCAAGAAUGUAAGUUUAGAUGCCGGACCAUUUUUAGUGAACAACCUGGGUUGUCCUUGCUGAUUGGUGGAUAAAUUCACCAAUAAAAAAGUGCUGUCCAGAGUCCUGAACGAAAAAAAAGCUGAUGCCUCCUUUUUCAAAUAAAGAAAGCAAGAGAACAAAGAAAAAAAUUAUAAUAGGAGUAAAUUUGAAAGUUGCUUAAAAAUUGCAUGCUCUAUCUGAAUCACAAAAGAAAAAAAUUGAGUUCAGUGUCCCACUUAAUCUCCAGGCUCUUAUUGGUGGUAACUCUUACUGGCCUUUCCCUUCAUGUGAAAUUAGACAUAAUAGCUUAUAUCAGUCAUCAACAGAACACAUCAAGCUAGCAGCAUGCAGUCACCAGGAUCCUGACCUGAGUAGCGUGUUCGGCUCAGCGAUCCCCAUUGUAGCAGUGGGAAGCAGAUUACCUGAGCUGUCAAAUAUUCCAUCCCAGGGAGAAGUCUACUCAUCCUUAACUCUUCUCCAAACUCAUCAAGGAUUGGGACAUCCCUUCAGUAAGUCUCACUGCCCGUUGUUUUUCAAUCUCCAAGUGUAUAGAUCACUGUUAGCACAUGAAGCAGAUGUUUGUAGGCAAUGGGGUUGUCACAAGGGUAAGUUCAAAACCCUUUCCCAACCAAUACUUACAAUGCAUUAUAUAUCUCCCCCCCAUCAUCAAAACGGACUUCUGCCAGUUCACAGAAUGUACCCUCAGAAUUGUGCUUAGGUGACACCACAUGUGGGCAUCAGUUGGCAUUGUAGCAGUAUGCUGACGGUAUGUGCAAUUUGGGUGUGGAGAUGGGACCAAUUGUGAAUGAUAAAAAAGGGUAAAAUCCAUUGCACACAGUAUUAAAAAAGCCUUAGGAAUUAAACACUAUUUCUUUUUAAAGCACUUCAUAUAUUUUUGAUUUUAAAGACAAAACAAUGGAAUGUGUCCAUAAAUGAAAAUCACUAACAAUGUAUUUGCUCUGUUCAGUCCAGACUGACACUUGUGGGAAAUAUCCUAUCCGAUAAUUUAAUGGCUAUCCAUAUUCAUAAGGGAUACUUGAUUUUUGUUUGCAAAUCUGUUGAAUUAAAUAAUAAGGUGUAUAAUCAUAGCACUUGGCCUGCUGAAUCUGUGCAACAAUUAAUACUACUGUACCUACACAACUUGCUAUGUAGCAAACAGGGAAAAAAAACCUGCCUAUUGUAUGAAGCUAAUUAAAAUUCUUCUCCCAACAAAAAUACAACAAAGAAAAACAGGAAUCUAUACUGAGGUAUCUUAUGACAAUUGUAUGAGUUUAGAAAACGAUUUUGGAAGAUCAGGAUAUUAUUUCCUACUCGUCCCAUGGGCUACAUUAUAAGUUUGCAGACAGAUUAGGAUCACAUUUUGUGAAUCUGUCCCUAUUUCAUUGCAAAUUGUGGGCACAUUUGUUUCUUAUAUUUAGCACUGCGCGAGUAAACGCUUGUGCAGCGCCACCCCUGCUCUAGCGCAACUAAUUGCAUGAGAGCUGGGCUUGUCAAUCCCCCCGAGCCAAAUGAGUCAAGGGUGAUUUUCAUCUGUCAACUGUGGACAGCUUGACAGACCAAAACUAAGUUUCUUCAAGUUUUAAAGCAAAAUAUGCAAAAGACAAGCGAGUGUGGGAAGGUGUAAUGCAAAUGUCUUAACUAUUACAGGGAGGUAAAGUAUACCCUGCACUUUGCUGUACAUUCAAUAGUAGCAGCAGGAACAUAUUGCAGUGCAAUAUGCAGGAUUCUCUUAAGCAGAUUAUGAAGCACUAGAUAAGUGAAUCAAAAGAGAAUGAAGGAUAAAGUUUUCUGUACAGUGCAAUAAAGGUUUAUUUUUCUAUAAAUAUAUAUAUACACUUUUAUAUGUUUACAAAAUAUAAGUUAUUUAUAAAUGCUUUUUCCUUGUCUAAUCAAACUUUGUACUCUAUACAUGUAAUAAAAUACAAAUCAUGAUGCAGUUA
Molecule: messenger RNA, 15919 nt
Organism: Bombina bombina (fire-bellied toad)
Lineage: Eukaryota; Metazoa; Chordata; Amphibia; Anura; Bombinatoridae
Gene: STARD9
Product: StAR related lipid transfer domain containing 9
Exons: 33
Coding region: 123-12713 (4196 amino acids)
Biological process (GO): microtubule-based movement
Molecular function (GO): microtubule binding; ATP binding; microtubule motor activity
Source: RefSeq, a predicted model, not a curated record